This is a messenger RNA of Brachypodium distachyon (stiff brome), 2301 nucleotides long. RefSeq names its product rop guanine nucleotide exchange factor 9. The transcript is spliced from 8 exons. Lineage: Eukaryota; Viridiplantae; Streptophyta; Magnoliopsida; Poales; Poaceae. The record is from RefSeq and is a predicted model, not a curated record. Gene Ontology annotation, molecular function: guanyl-nucleotide exchange factor activity. The coding region runs from base 655 to 2055 and encodes 466 amino acids.
ACUCCGGUGACAGACAGGCAAGCGUUUGGAAUUUCAGAUACCAGCAGAUGAAGACAGGCAGGCACCCCAUUGCCGUGAAACAGCCUACUGUCAUGUCGUUUAGGAUUUCCGUAGAACACCGGCCGGCCGGUUGGCAUCGGCAUCGGACCCUGGCAGGACGGGAAGAGAGGCUCUCCCUGCAGACCGUUCAAUACGGGAAGCAAAGGGGAGAGGGCUAAGAAUGGCAGGCACUUUCUAAUAAUAAAGCAUGCGCCGCUCCCUAAUUAUACUCCCGGCCCUCUCUCCCCCUUGGCCACCGGGGCCUCUUUCUUCCCUUCUCCUUCUUGCCAUGGACGCAACAAUGCAGCAGGCGAUCGGUCGAGCCCGCCAGCAGCCCGUGGAUUGCAAAGGGCCACGGGAAGAAUCAUCCGUUCGGAACUGAUCAUUUCGUUCUUUCUUCUUCUUUCCCCACGCACUACUGCUCUCGAUCGGCCUCUGCGCGCGACAUAAUAUCGGGCCAUCCAUCCUUUCUCCUUGCCCUCCUCUUCUGCGCACGUCGCUCGAGGCCCGUAAAGCUGCACGCUUUACAGGUAUAUACGCCGGCCGCCACGCGGUAGGUAGGUUAGUUUAUGCUGGUUGCUGGAGCGGCGGAGCUCAGUGCGGCGAUCGGGAAGCAUGGCGCGGGAGGAGAACCGUGGGCCGCCGGCAGACCAAGCCGGCGGGGAGCAGGCUACAGGACCGUCCGAUAUGGAUAUGAUGAAGGAGAAGUUCGCCAAGCUGCUGCUUGGGGAGGACAUGUCCGGGUCCGGGAAAGGUGUGCCGUCGGCGCUGGCCUUGUCCAACGCCAUCACCAAUCUUGCAGCUUCUGUGUUCGGCGAGCAACGGAAGUUGGAGCCCAUGGCCCCCGACAGAAAGGCAAGAUGGAAGAAAGAAGUGGGCUGGCUCCUUUCCGUGGCAGAUCACAUCGUCGAAUUCAUUGCCAAGAAACAAGUCUUGCCUAACGGCGUCGAAAUGGAGGUAAUGUGCACGCAGCAGCGAACGGAUCUGCAGGCGAACGUGCCAGCUUUGCGAAAGAUCGACACGAUGCUUGUCGAUUACCUGGACAACUUCAAGGACCGCACCGACUUCUGGUACGUGAAGCGCGACUCGGCCACGGAAACCGAGAAGGAGGAUUCGCAGAGGGGGGACGAGAAAUGGUGGAUACCCAUAGUGAAAGUGCCCCCAAACGGGCUGUCCCCGGCGUCCAGGGCCUGGAUCCAGCACCAGAAGGAGCUGGUGAACCAGGUGCUCAAGGCAGCAAUGGCCAUCAACGCCAACUGCCUCAUGGAGAUGGCCAUACCCGAAUGCUACCUAGAAACACUACCCAAGAACGGGAGGGCGAGCCUUGGGGACGCGCUGUACCGGAUCAUAACGGACGUGGAGUUCGACCCGGACGACUUCCUGUCGACGGUGGAGCUGAACACGGAGCACAAGAUCCUGGACCUCAAGGACCGCAUUGAGGCGUCGGUGAUCAUAUGGAACAGGAAGGUGCACAACAAGGACGGCAAGUCGGCGUGGGGCUCCGCGGUCAGCCAGGAGAAGAGGGAGCAGUUCGAGGAGCGGGCGCAGACCCUGCUUCUCAUCAUCAAGCACAGGUUCCCCGGCAUCCCCCAGUCCGCCCUCGAGAUCGCAAAGAUUCAGGAAAACAGGGACGUUGGGUUUGCUAUCCUGGAGAGCUACUCCAGGGUGCUGGAGAGCCUGGCCUUCAACGUCAUGUCCCGGAUAGAGGACGUGAUCAUCGCCGACAGGGUCGCCAGCGAGAAGGCCAAGAAAGACAUGCCGCCGGGGUCAGCACAGCAGGCGAUGGAGGCAGGCGCGGAGGGCCUCGACGGCGGCAUGGCGGACAGCAGGACGCUGCUCGACUUCAUGGGCUGGACCGGCGACCCGGAGGGCAAGGGCGACGACAAGUCUCCGGCGGCGCCGGAACAGGCGCAGGACGACGGGAGGCUCAUGAAGCUGCCCAAUAUCAUGACCAACCUCAAGAACACGUACAUGGACGUCCUCGGCGGCCACCGGAGCCCGCCUGGUCGCACUUAGAGGCGAUUGCGAGAUUUUUGCAUGUGUUUGAUUUGGCGUAGUGUACAUAUAUAUAUUCUGAUAAAAACGGGCGGCCGCUUAAUUUGUUGUGUAGCCCGCAGUUUUUGACUUGUGAUUUUGCACGCUUCGAGCCUUGUCUCUGUAUGAUUAAUCCUAAAGGAUUGACCAAUAUAUCGGAUCUAGAGCCGUUUGUAAAUUGAUGAGAAAUUUAGUUUUAGAGCUAUUGGGACUUUAAACAUGCAGCAA